Molecule: messenger RNA, 1917 nt
Organism: Rhopalosiphum padi (bird cherry-oat aphid)
Lineage: Eukaryota; Metazoa; Arthropoda; Insecta; Hemiptera; Aphididae
Gene: PRL-1
Product: PRL-1 phosphatase
Exons: 5
Coding region: 529-1065 (178 amino acids)
Biological process (GO): protein dephosphorylation
Cellular component (GO): nucleus
Molecular function (GO): phosphatase activity
Source: RefSeq, a predicted model, not a curated record
GAGCAGCAGCAGUCAUCACUGCCGAAGUUUCCGUACCGUACGUUCGGCGAUGUUAUUUAAAUCCCCGGGCUGGUAACGGGAAAUUCGUUCGUACUGGUAUGUGUACAGUUUUUGGCAGUUUUUCCGUUGAUUUAACGACGUCUACUUCCAUGGUCAUUCAUCGAGCACUGCAGGUUGUUAAAUCUGUAGCAGCCUUUGGUUUCAUGGAUUUGUCGUUAGACAGCAGUGAAUAUUGCCAGGCACAACACAAUACAUUGGAUGUGAAUGCAUACUAAAUCAUUUUAUUUGAAUAUUAUGCUUGCUCGUUGAACACGCAUUGAUCCUAAUCUAUCCUUAUUGUUGAAUCGUUUUCCUCGAUAAUUUAGUAUAAUUUGUUGGUCGUAAGAACAAAAACGCCGCUGUUAAUUUAUGGACUAAAGACUAGACUGUUUUUUGUCUUCAGUUUUCAGUUUGGACAUAGACAUCAUCUAAACAGUAAUUCAUCCUUGUAUAAUUUAAUUUUCCUGUUAUAUAUUAUAAAUCGGCUCAAUGAGCAACGAAACUAUAAUGCGUCAAAAAGACAUAAGACCACCACCCUGCGAGAUAGAUUAUAAAGGCAUGAGAUUUCUAAUCACCGAUAGACCUAAUGAUCAGAUAAUUCACAACUAUGUAGCUGAAUUAAAGAGGCAUAAUGUUAAACAUGUUGUGCGUGUUUGCGAACCAACAUACAAAAUAGAUGAAUUGAAAGCAGAAGGUAUUGUAGUGACUGACUUGGCAUAUGAUGAUGGCACAUCCCCUGCAAAUGAGUUGAUAGAAGAAUGGUUUGAAUUAUUACGAAAUCAAUUCCGUUCAGAUGAGGGCAGCUGUGUUGCUGUACAUUGUGUGGCUGGUUUGGGUCGUGCGCCUGUCUUAGUUGCUCUGGCAUUGAUAGAACUUGGGUUGAAAUAUGAAGAUGCUGUUCAAUUAAUCAGAGAGAAACGAAGAGGAGCUAUAAAUUCUAAACAACUGGCAUUUCUAGAAAAGUACCGUCCGAAAUCUAAACUGAAGAUGAAGAAUGGACAUAAGUCUACUUGUUGCAUCCAAUGAACACAUCCCCCAUAUCUCGGUCAUACUAAACUUAAACUAAUAACCAUUUUAUGCAUAGCACAAAUAUAAUAAUCACCAAAAACACUUAGAGAAACCCAUGAACACUAACAAUUGAAUAUGUAUUGCUGUUGCGAUAAAAGAUCUGAUAACCUUUCAUCUAGUAUAGUGCAAAAUAAUUAGCGUGUUUUAAAUAAGAUUUAAUCAAAUUGUUAAAACGUAAAUAAAUUUAAUUUGCUUUUCCCAAAAUUUCUUCAACUUUUGCUUUACAUCCUAAAUAAUAGGGCGUUUAGUAAUACACUAUUAAAGUAACUUAUUAUAACAAUAAUAAUAAUCAUUUUUUUUUUAUUUUUGUGAUAAAAUAAAACCUUAUACUGUCAAACAAUGCAUUUCUCAUAACCAAUGUCUUCUAAAAAAUAAUAUUCAAAUCAAAUUGAUAUCAAUAUACAACAACUCAUUUUAUACUUUGAUACUAUUUUGUUUAUUCCAUUGUGUACGAAAUAUAUUAUAAAAGUGCUUUCAAUCACUAAAUAAUAUAAACUUUAAACUUACGGUUAGUUCCAAAAAUAAUGGAGUAGAUGAUCUUGUCUGUAAUCGAACUUUGGAAGUGCAAUGAGUUCACUAACUUACCAAAAAGCAUACCAGUUAUGAUUAUUUAAUAAAUAUUAGCUAAUUCAAUUUUGAUUAUACUUGUAUAAUAUAAUAACUUAUUAUAAUAAAUUAUCGAUGCGCAUACAUUUCCCCCCGACUAUUAUUGUGCAUUGGAUUUUUUUUUUUAAUUUUAAGUAUUUUUGCGAACGUGUAGCAAUUUGUUUCCAAAAUAUAAACAAAUAUAUAUAUAUAUAUACAUAGAAA